Letharia lupina is the source of this 360-nucleotide messenger RNA. RefSeq lists its product as uncharacterized. The transcript is spliced from 2 exons. Bases 1 to 360 code for a protein of 119 amino acids. NCBI's taxonomy places the organism in Eukaryota, Fungi, Ascomycota, Lecanoromycetes, Lecanorales, Parmeliaceae. The record is from RefSeq and is a predicted model, not a curated record.
AUGGACGGCCGACUCCUCCGCCUCGAACGACCGGGCUCGAACAAUGGCUACUCGACCGCAUCGUGGAGGAUCGCGAACCACCCCGGCCUGCGCAUAUCCGAUGCCCAGAUCCCAGCCAGCCCUCCCUGCAUCCUCCUCCAGCCAAGUCGCGACGUCGAUCACCUGAUCGACUACCUCACGAGGGUACUGAACGAGAGCUUCGGGCCAGACAAUGGCUGGACGUUAUGGGCACGGCAAUGGGAGGAGUCCAUCGGCAGGUGGAUGGAAGCAGAUGAGCUUUGGAUCUUCAUCCAUAAAGGGAUGAUGACCUUUGACACAGGCGUUUCAGAGACGGUGAAAGAGAUCUCUGAGAUGGAGUAA